AUGGAUCCCAGCGGACGUGGGUCCAAUCGAGGCGCUCCUCGCCGAGGCGGCUCCGGUCGAGGUGUUCCUAGAGGAGUUGCCCGUGGCCGGGGUGGUGCCAGUCGAGGCGCUCGUAGCCAAAGUGGCCCUAGUCGAGGAACCACUGCCAGUGGCCUGUCUAGUGGCGGUCCCAGUCAAGCAGGCACAACCCAGUCCGCCGCAACCCAGCCCGCCACAAGUCAAGGUGGUCCCAAUCUAGGCAAUCCCAGCAACAUCAUCCUACCAGUCAACCGCAGACUUGGCUACCAGGAAAAUCCUCCUGAUCCUCCCCCGCCGCGCGACGAUGGGGAACGAGAAGCGCGUAUAACGGCGCUCAGACACCAGCUUGCCUACCCUCACGCCUUGCCGGGAGCCAGGUUGCGCUGGUAUCUCCAACGCAACAAUUGGGAUGUCAACCGUGCUGCAGCAGAAUUCUGGCAGUACGUGGAUAACCCGUCAGCAAUCAACCUGCCCGACAACGUCGUUCCGCCAAUUAUUCGUCGUGGUACAACUGUUGAAAGGGAGCGACUCCAACAAGUUCAUGACAUGCAGACUGCCCUUCGGAAAGAAUUCCCGGAGAGGAGCACAGGGAAUGUCGAAAUGAUGCUUUUACAUCAUGCCUGCAACUUUAUCACGGAUGCUGUUGACGAAGAACUUGCAAAGCGGAAUGGGGACUAUGACGAUUUCGAACUCGAGGCUGCAAGAUUAAGUCAGCCUGCGGACAGUCAGUUGGUCUUGGACCAAAGACUCGCUGAGUUCUUGCACAUGUCAGCCACUAACAGUGUGUAUUCUGCCCAAAAACUGCUCGAACAACACGACUGGAAUCUAGCCUCCGCCACCGAAGCUUGGAUGGCCGCCGGGGGGUUGCACGUGAUCUUCCCACCUCAGGAAUCUGAAGAUCAAGAAGAGCAUAAUGGGCUCCGGGGGAUCAAUGUCAACCGUCCUCCGCAGGUGCGAAAUGGUCAGUUCCAGUUCUUUGAUGAUGACCUCGACAAAUUCGAUCAGUGGGUUACCGAGAAGAGCAAGAAGGCCGGAAAGGGAAGGGCAGGCAGCGACCCGGAGAGCAGCGAUGCAGAGACUGACAUCUCAGGAGGCCAUGCUGAUGAGCUUCAGCAGGUGCUCGCCUCUUUUCCCUCUUCAAUGAGAAAGCGAAGGAGAAUCAUCGCUGAUGAGUCUAGAUCAGCACCUCAGAACGAGCCGCAAACUGGCGCUGAAGACUCGCGCCAAGGUCGAGGGGUAGGAGCGCGUCAAGCCCGAACCCGGAGUUCAGGUCGAGUAGCAAACGUUGACCCCAACAAAGGAGAGAGCGACGAGGCAAACAAGAUGGAUGUCGAUAUUAAGGUAAAGAUCCCGGGUCGCGACUAUAUCCGCAGUGGUCGCGGCGCCACAGGCAUUCCUCGUGGCGCUCCCAUCAACCCUGAUCGCUCUCCGGCCGUCGUCCACUGUCCAGACCCGACCAAGUUCUAUAUCGAAUAUAUCAAAAAUGGCAAGUACCACAUCGAGUGGUUCCAAGGGCGAUUCGGCACCGGGAAGAAAAACAACGCGCCCUUCCGGUGGAACGAAUUGCCCGAUAAUACGGUCAAAGAGGUCGAAUUUGAUUGCCACAACAAAGAACACAUUACGAAAUUGAACCGCUGGAGGAACGACCGGUUUGUCCAGAUUACCGGCGUCGGCAAAAAGGAACCGAAUGGUGGGCCUUUCAACAAAUAUGAGGAGCAAUGGCUUGUGGAACAGGAAGCUAUGCGGAUCGAGGAGAAAUUCUGCGACAGAGCCGGCCAGCUCCACGGCCACCCUGGUCGGACCGAUCCCCUGCAAUACAUACAGACCCAAGAACGAUUCGAGAACCUCGCCAAUUUUCCUAUCCCAUUGCCGCUUGCAGAACAGCGGGAUCUCGCAAACCGUUUUAACCAGGUCUUCGCGGGCCAGCGAUUCUACGACAAGGAGAUGUACAAACCAGCUUCUGGUGGUGUUGGCAGCUUCGUCAUACAGCGAAGAAGGAUAGACAUGGGCCGAGUAGGCGACGUGCCUCGACCCGCGCGAACGAUGACGGAACUGAGACAGCACAGGUGCCGGAUCGCGGCCCUGUCCAAGCACUUCAUGCUGAAGCAUGAUAAGAGCAAGUGGAAGGAUGUCCAGGACGAGAGCGAGUUGGUAAGCGACGUCGACUCGGACUUUGAGCAGGAGAGCGGCCGCGGUGCCACUGCGGCUCCCGCCGCGGCCAAUGUGAGCAGUGCCCCCCAGGUCCAGUCUCAGCCUGGCAAUCAAGCUCAAGCUGGCACCGGUGCGGCCCAGAACGCCAACGCUGCUGGGGGUCAGACUACCAGCAGCGCGGCCCCGGGUGCCAACACCGCGGCCCAGGACGACAAUGACGUUGAAAUGGGUGGCAAUGACGACGACGAAGCCGAAGACUCGGACUUGUAUGGGUGA
Molecule: messenger RNA, 2445 nt
Organism: Cladophialophora immunda
Lineage: Eukaryota; Fungi; Ascomycota; Eurotiomycetes; Chaetothyriales; Herpotrichiellaceae
Exons: 1
Coding region: 1-2445 (814 amino acids)
Source: RefSeq, a predicted model, not a curated record